Cynocephalus volans (Philippine flying lemur) is the source of this 3091-nucleotide messenger RNA. It is a transcript of the gene LRP8, whose product is annotated as LDL receptor related protein 8. Gene Ontology annotation, biological process: ventral spinal cord development. Gene Ontology annotation, molecular function: calcium ion binding; protein binding. The transcript is spliced from 20 exons. Bases 1 to 2991 code for a protein of 996 amino acids. Lineage: Eukaryota; Metazoa; Chordata; Mammalia; Dermoptera; Cynocephalidae. The record is from RefSeq and is a predicted model, not a curated record. Gene Ontology annotation, cellular component: plasma membrane; caveola.
AUGGGCCGCCCCGAGCGGUGCGCGCUCCGGCCGCUGGCGCUGCUGCUGCUGCUGCUGCGGCUCCAGCAUCUUGCGACGGCUGCGGAUCCGCUGAACGGCAGCCAAGGGCCGGUGAAGGAGUGCGAAGAGGACCAGUUCCGGUGCCGGAACGAGCGCUGCAUCCCCUCCGUGUGGAGAUGCGACGAGGACGACGACUGUUCGGACAACAGCGAUGAGGACGACUGCCCCAAGAAGACCUGUGCGGACAGCGACUUCACCUGUGACAAUGGCCACUGCAUCCCCGAGAGGUGGAAGUGUGACGGCGAGGAGGAGUGUCCUGACGGCUCCGAUGAGUCCGAGACCACGUGCACCAAGCAGGUGUGUCCCGCAGAGAAGCUGAGCUGUGGACCCACCAGCCACAAGUGUGUGCCUGCCUCAUGGCGCUGCGACGGGGAGAAGGACUGCGAGGGUGGAGCAGACGAGGCCGGCUGUGCUACCUUGUGCGCCCCGCACGAGUUCCAGUGCAGCAACCGCUCAUGCCUGGCCGCCGUGUUCGUGUGCGACGGUGACGACGACUGCGGCGACGGCAGCGACGAGCGUGGCUGUGCUGACCCGGCCUGUGGGCUCCGCGAGUUCCGCUGCAGCAGCGGCGACGGCGGCUCCUGCAUCCCCGAGCGCUGGGUCUGCGACCGCCAGUUCGACUGCGAGGACCGCUCGGACGAGGCGGCCGAGCUGUGCGGCCGCGCGGGCCCCAGGGCCACGGCCGCCGCCUGCGCCGCCGCCACCCAGUUCGCUUGCCGCAGCGGCGAGUGCGUACACCUGGGCUGGCGUUGCGACGGCGACCACGACUGCAAGGACAAGUCGGACGAGGCCGACUGCCCACUGGGGACCUGCCGUGAGGAUGAGUUCCAAUGUGGGGAUGGGACUUGCAUCCUUGCAGUCAAGCGCUGCAACCAGGAACAGGACUGUCCAGACAGGAGUGAUGAAGCCGGCUGCCUGCAGGAGUCAACUUGUGAGGGUCCCCGCAGAUUUCAGUGUAAGAGUGGCGAGUGCGUGGACGGCGGGAAAGUGUGUGAUGCUCAGAGGGACUGCCGGGACUGGUCGGAUGAGCUUCUGAAAGAGUGUGGACUGAACGAGUGUCUGCACAACAAUGGUGGCUGUUCUCACAUCUGCACUGACCUCAAGAUUGGCUUUGAGUGCACGUGCCCAGCUGGCUUCCAGCUCCUGGACCAGAAGACCUGUGGCGACAUUGACGAGUGUGCAGACCCAGAUGCCUGCAGCCAGAUCUGUGUCAAUUACAAGGGCUACUUUAAGUGCGAGUGCCACCCUGGCUAUGAGAUGGACACACUGACCAAGAACUGCAAGGCUGUCGCUGGCAAGAGCCCAUCCCUAAUCUUUACCAACCGGCACGAGGUGCGGAGGAUAGACCUGGUGAAGCGGGACUACUCGCGCCUCAUCCCCAUGCUUAAGAAUGUUGUGGCACUAGAUGUCGAAGUUGCCACCAAUCGCAUCUACUGGUGUGACCUCUCCUACCGCAAGAUCUAUAGUGCCUACAUGGACAAGGCCAGCAAUCCGGCAGAGCAGAAGGUCCUCAUUGACGAGCAGCUGCACUCUCCAGAGGGCCUGGCAGUGGACUGGGUCCACAAGCACAUCUACUGGACCGACUCAGGCAAUAAGACCAUCUCAGUGGCCACAGUCGAUGGCGGCCGCCGAUGUACUCUCUUUAGUCAUGACCUCAGUGAACCCCGGGCCAUCGCUGUCGACCCCCUGCAAGGGUUCAUGUAUUGGUCUGACUGGGGGUACCAGGCCAAGAUCGAGAAGUCUGGGCUCAAUGGUGUGGACCGGCAAACACUGGUAUCAGACAAUAUUGAAUGGCCCAAUGGAAUCACCCUGGAUUUGCUGAACCAGCGCUUGUACUGGGUAGACUCCAAGCUGCACCAGCUAUCCAGCAUUGACUUCAGUGGGGGCAACAGAAAAAUGCUGAUUUCCUCCACUGACUUCCUGAGCCACCCUUUUGGGAUAGCUGUGUUUGAGGACAGGGUGUUCUGGACAGACCUGGAGAAUGAGGCCAUUUUCAGUGCAAAUCGGCUCAAUGGCCUGGAAAUCUCCAUCCUGGCUGAGAACCUCAAUAAUCCACAUGACAUUGUCAUCUUCCAUGAGCUGAAGCAGCCAAGAGCUGCAGAUGCCUGUGAUCUGAGUGCCCAGCCCAAUGGAGGCUGUGAGUACCUGUGCCUUCCUGCUCCUCAGAUCUCCAGCCACUCUCCCAGGUACACCUGUGCCUGUCCUGACACAAUGUGGCUGGGCCCAGACAUGAAGAGAUGCUAUCGAGCACCUCAAUCUACCUCAACUACGACGUUAACCUCUACCACGACGAGGACAGUAGCUGCCACCACAAGAGCCCCUGGGACCACCGUUCACAGCCCCACCUACCAGAACCACAGUGCAGAGACACCGAGCCUGGCAGCUGCAGUCCCAACCUCAGUUAGUGUCCCUGGGGCUCCCAGCAUCAGCCCGUCUACUCCAAGCCCUGCAACCAGCAACCACUCCCAGCGCUAUGGGAAUGAAGGUGGCAAGAUGGGUUCAACAGUCACUGCUGCUGUUAUUGGGAUUAUCGUGCCCAUAGCGGUAAUUGCCCUGCUGUGCAUGAGUGGCUACCUGAUCUGGAGAAACUGGAAGAGGAAGAACACCAAGAGCAUGAAUUUUGACAACCCAGUGUACAGGAAAACAACAGAAGAAGAGGAUGAAGAUGAACUCCAUAUAGGGAGGACUGCUCAGAUUGGCCAUGUGUAUCCUGCAGCAAUCAGCAGCUUUGAUCGCCCACUGUGGGCAGAGCCCUGUCUUGGGGAGACCAGAGAACUGGAAGACCCAGCCCCUGCCCUCAAGGAGCUUUUUGUCUUGCCGGGGGAACCAAGGUCACAGCUGCACCAACUCCCGAAGAACCCUCUUUCUGAGCUGCCUGUCGUCAAGUGCAAGCGAGUGGCAUUAAGCCUUGAAGAUGAUGGGCUGCCCUGAGGAUGGGACCACCUCCUUCGUGCAUCAUGGAAUUUAGUCCCAUGUACUCCUCUGGAUGGUGUGUGACAGGAUUGAUGAGUUUCUACAUAUGGGUCUGUGU